Molecule: messenger RNA, 1165 nt
Organism: Durio zibethinus
Lineage: Eukaryota; Viridiplantae; Streptophyta; Magnoliopsida; Malvales; Malvaceae
Source: RefSeq, a predicted model, not a curated record
ACUAAAAAGGUGGCAAAUCAAAACAGAAGCGGUUAUCAAGAUCACCUUGUUUUAGCAACUUCUCUUGAUUUAUCAAAUGACGUGUUUUUUAAGUCCAAGUACAUCCAAGGUUUAUAACAGUUUAGCGUUAGCAAAGAUAAUUAAGGGAGUGAGUGAGGUUGAAACUUGAAAUUGGAGAAGAUGAGCAAUUCAGCAAAGAGUCAAGGCCCUUUGAUCGUCUCGUUCGGAGAGAUGCUUAUUGAUUUCGUGCCUGAUGUUGCUGGCGUUUCCUUGGCUGAAUCAUCUGCUUUCAUCAAAGCUGCUGGUGGUGCACCUGCUAAUGUUGCAUGUGCCAUCGCUAAGCUCGGGGGCGUCUCUGCCUUCAUUGGCAAGGUUGGAGAAGAUGAGUUUGGACGCAUGUUGGUGGAUUUGUUGAAGAAGAAUGGGGUGAACUGCGAUGGAGUCUGCUUCGAUAAACAAGCCAGGACCGCCCUGGCAUUCGUCACACUCAAGACCGAUGGGCAAAGAGAAUUCAUGUUUUACAGAAACCCCAGCGCGGAUAUGUUGUUGAAGGACUCAGAGCUAAAUAUGGGGCUCAUCAAGAAAGCUAAGAUAUUCCAUUAUGGAUCCAUAAGCCUGAUAUCAGAGCCAUGCAAAUCAGCUCAUAUGGCAGCCAUGAAAGCGGCCAAGGAGGCCGGUGUUUUGCUUUCCUAUGACCCCAAUGUGCGCUUGCCUUUGUGGCCUUCUCCCCAGGCUGCUAGAGAUGGGAUCAAGAGCAUUUGGAACCAGGCUGAUUUCAUCAAGGUUAGUGAUGAUGAGGUGGCCUUCCUCACUCAAGGAGAUCCUGAAAAAGAAGAUGUUGUUUUGUCUUUAUGGAAUGACAAUUUCAAGUUGCUCAUUGUAACCGAUGGACCAAAGGGUUGUAGAUACUUCACCAAGAGUUUCAAAGGAAGGGUGAAUGGUUUCAAGGUGAAAACAAUCGACACGACUGGAGCUGGGGAUGCUUUUGUUGGCGCACUUCUAUAUUGUAUAGCCAAUGAUACAAAAAUCUUCAAUGAUGAACAGAAACUGAAGGAGGCUCUGCUCUUUGCCAAUGCUUGUGGAGCAAUUUCUACUAUUCAAAAAGGAGCCAUCCCAUCGCUUCCAGACAAGUUACAAGCUCAACAACUCAUCAAGUCUUAAAGCC